AUGAUCGGCGACGGCAGCGCAGCGGCGAUGGCGGCGGACCACCUGGCGGAGUCGCUGCACGCCGUCUCUCCCGACGCCACGGUCGCGCUCGCCGCCGGCCCCACGCCGGCGCUCGUGGCGCUCGUGUCGCUGGCGGUGCUCGUGUCGUCGCUCGCGCUCUUCGUGCUUCGCCAUCGCGCCGCCUCGCUGUCCAAAGCACCAGUCGCCGCGGGGCCCGGCGGCGGCAGCAAGUACCAGCCGCUCGCUACAAAGGAUGUAGCGGCGGUGGCGGCGACGAAUGGCGAGGAGCGGAAGGGCGAGGGGGAUAAGGCGGAGCGUGACGACUCGAAGGUGGCGAUCGGCAUUCUGUUCGGCACGCAGACGGGCACGUCCGAGGGAUUCGCCAAGGUGGGCCGCGUGCACCGCGGGCGAGCCUGCAGAGCGUGCGACGAGGGGGUUGCAUGGGCGGGCAGUGCGUGGCUGCGCGAGAUGCCUUGCCCUCCCAUGCUCCCGUUCUCGCUGUCUCACUUCCCCUCUCUGCCGCCGCAACCCACCUGCCGCCUCAUCCCUUCCGCCCAAUCACCCCUCCCUGCCGUUUCACCCUCCCCCCUGCCGCCUCAAGCCCCCCCACUCCCCCGGCCGCCUCACCAUUUCCCCCUCUUUCCUCACCCGCAACCCGUGCCCCUCGUCGCCCUUACAGACACUUGUGUCAGAGCUGCAGCACCACUUCGCAUCGCACUGCACCGUGGAGCUCAGCAGCCUGCAUGCCUCACGUCGUGCUGCAUGCGCCAUCACCCCAUGGCCCCACGGCAGGAUGAUCUAGCGGAGGACAGCGAUGGCUUCACAGCGAAGCUGAAGGCCUUCCACGCCACCUUCUUCCUCGUCGCCACCUACGGGGACGGCGAGCCAACGGACGAUGCGCAGCGCUUCUUCAAAUGGCUGCACGCCACCGCUGCUCAUGCAGAGGCUCAGGACGACAGCCCCGUGCCACUGCAGGGGCUCCGUUUUGCUGUCUUCGGGCUGGGAAAUCGGCAGUACGAGCACUUCAACCUGAUGGGCAAGAUGCUUGACAAGCACCUCGCUGCCCUCGGCGGGCAGCGCGUGGCGGAGGUGGGGUUGGGAGACGACGACCAGUGCAUCGAGGACGACUUCAAGGCCUGGCGGGCGGGGCUGUGGAAGGGCUUUGAGGCGCUCGUGCUGGGCCGGGGGGCGGGGGGCGAGGGGCAGCAGGGCGAGGGGGCAGCGGGGGAGUGGGAGGACGAGGAGGAGGAGGUGCAGGAAUAUCAAGUGCGGUUCCACAGCCGAGUGGGGCAGGCUGGGGUUGCUGGGGAGAAUGGAGAGCUCAACGGGGGGUUGAAUGGGCACGUGCAUGAAGAGAUGAAUGGCAAGAUGAACGGGGAGACGAAUGGGAAGGUGAAUGGAGGAGAAAAGCAGGUGAAUGGCGUGGGGGAGCAUAAGAAUGGCGGGGAGGAGGAGGAGGAGCAGAUGAGCAUGGGGGAGGCGAUUGCUGCUGUCGGGUGGCACUCGCACAGCAUUGGCAGGGCGCGGGUGGCAGUGGUGAGGGAGCUGCAGGCGCCCAACUCAGACAGAUCCACGCUGCAUGUGGAGCUCGACCUCUCGCCCUGCCCGCAUCUGCAGUACGAGGUGGGCGACCACGUGGCAGUGUUUCCUGAGAACAGCGACGCUGACGUGGCAGCAGUGGCCAAGUGUCUGGGAUUGGACCUGGAUGACGUCAUCUCCCUGCAUCUCCCCUCGCCCUCGUCCUCCCUGCCACCGCCCCCUCCCGGCCGCCACUCCAUCCGCUCCGUGCUCGCCUCGCUGCCUGACCUCCACUCCUCGCCGCGCAAGGCAGCGCUGGCAGUGUUGGCGCACUUUGCCUCCCACCCCGACGAGGCGGCACGCCUCAAGCACCUGGCCAGCGACGGAGGCAAGGCGGAGUACCGCGAGUGGGUGGCGGCGGCACACCGCUCGCUGCUGGAGGUGCUGCAGGCAUUCCCCUCCGCGCGCCCGCCCCUCGCUGUGUUCCUCGCCUCCGUUGCGCCGCGCCUGCAGCCGCGCUUCUACUCCAUCUCCUCCCACCCCAGGCACGAGCCGGGCGCGCUGCACAUAACGUGUGCGGUGGUGAGGGACAUCACCCCAGCAGGCCGCAUCCACCACGGCGUCUGCUCCUCCUUCCUGCACCGCCACCUCCCCCUGCCCACCCCCGCCUCCACCUCCCCCGCCCCCUCGGCCCCCGUGCUGCUGCCGGCGUUCAUCCGCUCGUCGCACUUCCGCCCGCCCACCGACCCCACGCGCCCCAUCGUGAUGGUCGGCCCCGGCACUGGCCUCGCGCCCUUCAGAGCCUUCCUGCAGCACCGCGCGUUGCUGCAGAAGGGCGGGCAGCAGCUGGGGGAGGCGCUUCUGUUCUUUGGGUGCCGCCACCGCCACCAGGACUACAUAUACCGGGAGGAGCUGGCAGCGUAUGAGGAGAGCGGCGUGCUGUCAGCGCUGCACGUGGCCUUCUCGCGAGACGGGCCCUCCAAGGUCUACGUGCAGCACCUGCUCAAGCAACAGGCGGAGAGGGUGUGGCAGGUGGUGGGGAGGCGGGGAGGCAGUGUGUAUGUGUGUGGGGACGCCAAGGCCAUGGCCAGGGACGUGCACCAUGCGCUGCUCGAGGUCGCUGUGGAGCAGGUCGGUGGGCGCUCUGCUGGGGGCAAGAUGGCGAAGGAGGCGGCAGUAGCAUUGUUGGAUGGUUUAGCAGAGCAGGGUAGGACCACCACCACUACCCGUGCUGUGGCGGCAAGGUGUGCUGCGAGCGCCGCCCCGGGUCGUGCUGCCGCAACCAGCGCGGAGAGCCCUACUGCUGCCGCUUCCCCUCCACCUGCUGCCGCCACGGCUGCUGCAACGUCUGAACUGGCCGCCCUGCACUCUUCCACUCCCACCGCACCAUCCUGCUGCUCAAGGCUCAAGCCUGCUCGCCUUCCCUGCAUGUGUGCCCUGCUCAUGCUGGGACAGUCCUCUGCCACAUGUAGAGUGCUGCAUGCUCUGCUCUCUCUGCUCCUUUAG
This is a messenger RNA of Closterium sp. NIES-65, 3024 nucleotides long. The record is from the annotation of a GenBank genome assembly. Lineage: Eukaryota; Viridiplantae; Streptophyta; Zygnematophyceae; Desmidiales; Closteriaceae.